CAAGCCCAAGAGCUAGAGCCACAUAAGGAAGUACCAGCUUUCUUUAGGACCUCUACAUCUCUGUUCUCUUUCGUGUGAUCGUCCCCAUGGAGCGUUCCCCUCAUGCCUUUCUUUUGGCUUUCCUACUGCUGGGCCUUGGAAUGUUAAUCCAUGGAAUUCAUGCUCAAAGCUCUCCCCAAGACUUCGUUGAUGCUCACAACGCUGCUCGUGCCCAAGUUGGCGUCGGUCCAAUCUCUUGGGAUGACACCGUUGCAGCCUACGCCCAGAACUAUGCCAACCAGAGGAUUGGCGACUGCAACAUGAUUCACUCUCGUGGCCCGUAUGGAGAGAACCUCUUCGGGGGCUUUGGAAAAGACUACUCUGCAGCAGAUGCCGUGAACUUGUGGAUUGCCGAAGCAAGUGACUAUGACUACGCCACCAACACCUGUGCCACUGGAAAGGAGUGCCGGCACUACACUCAGGUGGUGUGGCGCAACUCGGUGCGGCUGGGCUGCGCUAAGGUCACAUGUAACAAUGGUGCCAUCUUCAUUACCUGCAACUACGACCCUCGUGGAAACUUUAGAGGGGAGCGUCCCUACUAGUUGUAAAGGAUGUACCCCGCGUUUGGCUUGUCCUUCUGGGUAUGUAAUAAACGGAGUAUAGAAUAACUUGUAAGGGUGGACGUUGGCUAGCCCUGAAGAUAUAUCCUACGAAUGUUCUCCAACGUCCUCUGUUGCUUAAUUUAUCUGUCUGUCAAAUAGUAUCUACUCAUUGUAAUAAAAAUUGCACGCUUUUC
Messenger RNA from Nymphaea colorata (pocket water lily), 775 nucleotides. Its product is annotated as pathogenesis-related protein 1A-like. Bases 87 to 581 code for a protein of 164 amino acids. Gene Ontology annotation, cellular component: extracellular region. The record is from RefSeq and is a predicted model, not a curated record. Lineage: Eukaryota; Viridiplantae; Streptophyta; Magnoliopsida; Nymphaeales; Nymphaeaceae. The transcript has a single exon.